Messenger RNA from Rhinichthys klamathensis goyatoka, 1687 nucleotides. It is a transcript of the gene ftr92, whose product is annotated as finTRIM family, member 92. Lineage: Eukaryota; Metazoa; Chordata; Actinopteri; Cypriniformes; Leuciscidae. Bases 148 to 1650 code for a protein of 500 amino acids. Gene Ontology annotation, molecular function: zinc ion binding; protein binding. The record is from RefSeq and is a predicted model, not a curated record. The transcript is spliced from 6 exons.
AAUUAGGUUUCACAUGAGUUCUGUCUCUCUUUAUCUGUGGCCACACACACACAUAUUAGAGCGUCCCACCUACAAUUAGGCAUGAGGAAAAGAAACGAAAACGAAAGUGUUUGUCGAGUCUCUUUAACACAGAGCUCCUAGUCCUCCAUGCAAAUGGCAGAUGAGAAGAACACACACAUGUGCUCAAUUUGCCUCCAGGACCUGAAGGAAGACACCUGUCCUCAGUGCGGGACAGAUCCGGAUGAAUCCGUAGAUUCGGUUGCAGGGAAACUGGAAAAGAUGGGAUUUCAGACGUGCGACUCCUGCACUGGUAGGAAGGAGAAAGCCAUCAAGACUUGUCUGGUGUGUUUGGCGUCGUACUGUGAAACUCACCUUCAGAUGCACAAUGACUUGAGUGCUGGGAAUACACACUUACUGGUGGACGUCACUGGAAACCUCCUGGAAAAGAUGUGCGGUGAACAUCAGAAGCUCUUGGAGGUUUACUGUCGCACUGAUGGUCAAUGCAUCUGCUGUUUUUGCAUGCUGGAAAUGAAGCACAAAGGACAUGAUAUGGUGUGUGUGGCGACAGAGCGAGCUGACAAACAGAGGCAGCUGGAAAAGUCCAUGCAGAUCGUUACGGAUCGAGUGACUGAGCUGAAGGAAAUCCAGAAGUCGGCAGGUUCCCUCAGGACCCUGACUCAAGCCACAGAGGAAGAAGGUGACAGGAUCUUUACCGAGUUGCUUGGCUUUAUACGGAAAAGCCACACAGAGAUGAUUGUGCUGGUCCAAACUCAGAUGACCACGGAGUUGGACCGAAUUCAGGGACAUUCGGAAGGUCUGGAACAGGAGAUCUCAAAGCUGAGGAUGAAACAGUCCGAGCUGGAGCAGCUCUCUCAUACUGAUGAUCACAUUUACUUCCUCCAGGAGGUCGAAUCUCGCUGGCCGACUUCGCAGUGUCCCGACUUUCCCAGCCUAACCACUAAUCCACAGUUCUCCUUUGGAGAAGUGAUCAAGUCCCUCUCCUCAUUAAAAGCUCAAAUAGAGGACAUUUGGAGACUGGAAAUGACCAGGAUAUUCUCAGCAGUGACUGCAGAGAAGAUCCUACUGCCACAAGAACCCAAAACGAGGGAGGACUUUCUAAAGUUUCUGGUCUCCUUGAGUCUGGACCCAAACACGGCCCAUAGGAACCUCCGGUUAUCGGAGCAGAACCAGGGUGUGGAUUGCAGCAUUGAGCCCCAGUCAUACCCUGAGCACCAGGACAGGUUCGAGUGGUGGGCCCAAGUACUGAGCAAGAAAGGGCUGACGGGCCGAUGCUACUGGGAGGUGGUGUGGACCGGGCAAUAUGGCGUGGACAUCGCAGUGUCUUACAAAGACAUCAGCAGAACUGGGCAAGACGACGACAGCGGGUUUGGGUACAACAGACAAUCCUGGAGUUUGGACUGUACAAUAUUCAGAUAUGCACUAGUGCACAAUAACGAGGAGGUGGAGGUGGACGCACCCCUGUCCCACCGGAUCGGGGUGUACCUGGAUCACCGGGCAGGACUGCUGUCCUUCUACAGCGUCUCAGACACCAUGAUCCUCCUACACCGGGUCCAAACCAGGUUCACUCAACCCCUCUAUCCAGGAUUUGGGCUCUUUCAGGGAUCAAGCGCAACAUUUUGUGGACUGUAAGCCGGCGGCUCACUGCAAGUAGUUGACCACAACACAA